This is a messenger RNA of Gossypium arboreum, 1612 nucleotides long. RefSeq lists its product as uncharacterized. Gene Ontology annotation, molecular function: N-acetylglucosaminylphosphatidylinositol deacetylase activity. The transcript has 10 exons. The record is from RefSeq and is a predicted model, not a curated record. Bases 212 to 979 code for a protein of 255 amino acids. Gene Ontology annotation, cellular component: endoplasmic reticulum. Gene Ontology annotation, biological process: GPI anchor biosynthetic process. Lineage: Eukaryota; Viridiplantae; Streptophyta; Magnoliopsida; Malvales; Malvaceae.
AAUAGCAGAAUUUAACUGAAAAUAAAAUAAUGACAAUAAUCUCUUCCCUUUUACUGAGUAUAUAUACAGAAAAGAUCUACUUGAACCAUUUUUCUUUCAUUUCUGUUUGCCUUCCCAAUUCCUUUUCAUUCUCCCGCCAGGAAACCUUAUAUUAUAUGAAUAUUUGAUUAUUUUUCUUAAUCUUUUCCGUAUAUUUUUGUUUGUCUUUCUUAUGGGAUUGAUUUUUAUCAUUAUUUCAAUUUCCAUCGUCUGGGUAGCUUCUCUUUGGAAGAUUUUCUUCUCCCAUUCAAAACCCACAUUUUUAAAUGAAGGUACACCUUUGCACAAAAAAAAUGUCUUGCUGGUUGUUGCGCACCCUGAUGAUGAGUCCAUGUUCUUUUCACCUACAAUAAACUACUUGACUUCAAAAGGGCACAAUCUUUACCUAUUAUGCUUGUCUAUUGGUAACGCAGAUGGCAUGGGAAGCAGUAGAAAAGAUGAGCUUUAUCGUGCUUGUGUAGUUCACAAGAUUCAACUUCAACAAGUGAACGUUUUGGACCACCCAGAAUUGCAGGAUGGUUUUGGUCAAGUCUGGAACCAUGGUUUAGUGGCACAGAUCAUAGAAGAGGAGGUUUACAGUCAUGUGAUUGAUGUGAUUAUUACAUUUGAUAGCUAUGGUGUUUCGGGUCAUUGCAACCAUGGUGAUGUGCAUUAUGGGGUACGCAAGUUCCUGCAUGAUUCUUCACCGGGGAAUAUUGAAGCCUGGGAACUUGUGAGUAUAAAUAUAAUGCGCAAGUAUAGUGGACUGUUUGACAUUUGGAUGUCAAAUUUAGACGUCAUGCAACAUCCAAGUGGUGUAAUGCAUUGCUUGCUUAAUGAGCAUCCAUUGAAGAGCUUCCAGGCAAUGGCUGAACACUCAAGCCAAUGGGUUUGGUUUCGGAAGCUUUUUGUUUCAUUUUCUAGUUAUACUUAUGUUAACACUCUUAGGAAGAUCAAUUGAUUAUAGACGGACUUGAAGGACAAAGCUGCUUGGACAGUAACACGGGUUUCUACUUGUUACAUGCACUUGCAUUAAAUCUAUAUCAGGCAGCUUAGUUUAAGUUAUGCACUUGCAUAACUGUUCCGCUGUUUCUACAUUUGAGACCCCUGCACAGAAUCAUUGUUCGCAUUCUUUUGGCUACAUUGUGUACAUCAUGAUCCAAGGGCAUUUGGUCAACUGGUAUCAUUUUUAUAUGUCUCUCAUUAAUUUUGUUUGAAGGCGUUAAAUAGAGUAAGCUCGGAUGAUGCAGUGACUGGAGUGGUGAAUUCUUCCUACUUUGGAACUCCAACAAUAAUCUUCAGGUUGCCAUUUCUCUUUCAUCUUACAGUUGAACUUUAACUUUAUUAUUAUGCUAGUACCGACGAAAGAUUUACAUUCAGCACUCAGUAGUGAUGUUUGAUGGAUAUUGGGUGCAGCCAGUCCUGUAGUUCUAGUUAUACAUUUUUGUGUUGAGCAUAGCUUGCUCUAUAAUUUUAGUUUUAUCAUUGAAAUGUGAAUUAUGUUGUUCUUUAAAUGUAAUUUGACAUUUCUCCUUGUUAGAUUUAUAAUAUAUUUGCGGAUUUUUUAGUGCUAGAUUAGCACUCUGAACACAAA